Molecule: messenger RNA, 654 nt
Organism: Ananas comosus (pineapple)
Lineage: Eukaryota; Viridiplantae; Streptophyta; Magnoliopsida; Poales; Bromeliaceae
Exons: 2
Coding region: 169-486 (105 amino acids)
Source: RefSeq, a predicted model, not a curated record
CCCGCCUCUUUCCUCCUCUCUUUGUCCGUCUGUCUUCCAACAACAACAAGUUUAUACACACACAUCCCAUCCCAUCCCAAAGAGAGAGAGAGCGCAGCGCGCAUCCAAAUCCAAAUCCAAAUCAAAAUCAAAAUUAACAAGGAGAGAAAUUGAGCAAGAUCAGCAACAAUGGCAACUACGGAAGAAACAGCAGUACCGCAGGACGGCUCCGAUCUCACUUUCCCCGCCGUGAACGCCGCGAGAGAGUUGAACCUCGGCGUCCCCGAAGACUUCCCAGUCGACCCCAUCUCCUCCGGCGUCGCCACCGCCAAAGAGCUCAAGGAGGAAACGGAGGCAAGAGCGAGGGCAAAAGCAGAGGCGGGAGCGACUGCCGCAGCGAAGUGCGACGUCGGCGGCACUUUGACAUCAGUUUUAAUGGUCACAGCUGUUGUUGUAGCUGCUGUUGGAGUGGCCAUUUUUGUCACCAAGAAGUUGAAAGAAACAUAAACCCAGCACCAGAAUAAGCCCCUGCAUCUAUCUACUCUUUUUCUCAUUCAUUUUGUCAAAACUUUUAUUUUACUUUUUGUUUCUGUUUACCAUUUUUUUUCCCUCUCCUUUUCUUUUUGGACCUUUGAAGCUGCAAUAGCGUACAGUAUUGGUGACAUGUGAGCUUCA